Solea senegalensis (Senegalese sole) is the source of this 2021-nucleotide messenger RNA. RefSeq names its product relaxin family peptide receptor 2a (gene rxfp2a). Bases 1 to 1356 code for a protein of 451 amino acids. NCBI's taxonomy places the organism in Eukaryota, Metazoa, Chordata, Actinopteri, Pleuronectiformes, Soleidae. The transcript is spliced from 10 exons. Gene Ontology annotation, cellular component: membrane. Gene Ontology annotation, molecular function: G protein-coupled receptor activity; protein binding; protein-hormone receptor activity. The record is from RefSeq and is a predicted model, not a curated record. Gene Ontology annotation, biological process: G protein-coupled receptor signaling pathway.
AUGUCCCGCCAGAACCUGUCCAGUAACAGGAUAAGGGAGCUGCCAAAAAACACCUUUAAAAACCUUUCCAAAUCCCUUCUUAAACUAAAUGUCUCCUACAAUCCUCUUCUCCGCAUUCACCCGAGCCACUUCAACCAUCUGACACAUCUUCAGUCUUUGGCGCUAGAAGGAAUAGAAAUCCCGGAUAUUCAGACUAAGAUGUUUCUCCCUAUGGAGAACCUGUCCCACAUAUACUUUACAAAGUUCCAGUACUGCUCGUACGCGCCACACGUCAGGUCCUGUAAGCCCAACACAGACGGUAUAUCUUCCUUUGAGGACCUGCUGGCUAACAUAGUGCUGCGAGUGUCCGUCUGGGUCAUGGCCUUCAUUACGUGCUUUGGCAACCUCUUAGUCAUCGGCAUGAGGUCACUGAUCCGAGCGGAGAACAAUCUGCAUGCUGCCUGCAUCAAGGUCCUGUGCUGUGCAGACUGCCUCAUGGGCGUGUAUCUUUUCUUUGUCGGAGUGUUCGAUGUGAAGUUUCGUGGGCAGUACAACCGCAACGCUCUGCUCUGGAUGGAGAGCGUGGAGUGUCGGACCAUCGGAUUCCUCGCCAUGCUCUCGUCAGAGGUGUCUGUUCUCCUCCUGACCUAUCUGACUCUGGAAAAGUUCUUGGUUAUUGUCUUUCCCUUCAGCAACCUACGCCCAGGAAAACUUCAGACGGGGGUGGUGCUGGCCUCUAUCUGGCUACUGGGGUUCAUUAUUGCUGCCGUGCCUCUCAUGAAUGAGGACGUGUUUGGAAACUAUUAUGGACGCAACGGAGUCUGCUUCCCCCUGCACUCUGACAGGCAAGAAAACCCUACUGCCAAAGGAUAUUCCACAGGGAUUUUUCUGGGUCUGAACCUGGUGGCGUUCCUGGUGAUCGUCUUCUCCUACUCCAGCAUGUUCUUCUCCAUCUACAAAACGGGCAUUAACGCCACAGACCUGAGAAGCAGGCUGCACAAAGAUGUGGCCGUGGCCAACAGGUUCUUCUUCAUCGUGUUCUCUGACGCCCUCUGCUGGAUUCCCAUAUUCUUGGUCAAAAUCCUCUCACUGUUGAAGGUGGAGAUACCUGGGACCAUCUCCAGCUGGGUCGUCAUCUUCAUCCUGCCCAUCAACAGUGCCCUGAACCCCAUCCUUUACACGUUGACCACCAGCUUCUUCAGGGAGCAGGUGGAACUCUUACUCUGCCGCUGGCAGAGGAGACACAUCUUGAAAAAGGACCGCAAAAGCCUCACUUCCUCCACAAUCUUCAUGGAGACGGCGCGGCCUCCCUGCUACCAGCAGCCGGGCUACUUCCAGCGGGUGUCGCUCAACGGCGCGGAUCCUCGCUAUGCCUGAGGGAGGCGGGAACUUUCCUGGAAACUAUCGACGCAGGGGCCGUCUUUUGGCUCCUGCGCGACACUUGCACUAGCGGGACAAGGUUGACAAUCCUUGAGCUUUUCUCUUUAUGUUAUGUAAAAAAAAAAAUGCCAACGAUGAGACACUUUUGUUCAAAGCAGCUUUCCCCUCCCCCCCCUUCCCUCUCAUGUAUUUAUACACAGAGAGCUCUUUAGGAUGCAGUGUUUUUGCAUGAAGACAGGACGAGCCAGGGAUCAAAUCACCAGUCACGCACUCACAGUGGUCGGUCCCUUUGUGCCGCGUAAAAAGCCACUUCCAUGUUGCCGUGCUUCAUCUGUUCUUGGUGAGGGCACUGUGGAAUAACAAAGAAUGGAUGGAAGAGUAAAUACCAGCAUAUUGUGUACACUAAACAUCACAAUGGAGCCCGUAUACGUGAUUUUGAGAUGGAACUGGGAGACAAAGUGAUCUCAGAAACAAGUUUUUUCUACAGAGUGACUGAAGAAUAAAGAAUUUAGAUUUAAGGGUUAUUAAUAUCAGAAGUCGCAGAAUAAGUCUUGGGCUGCGAAAAAAAAAAGUAGCUCUUAGACUGUUAACUUUGAAUUAAAUUAUGCCCUACAAAUGAAAAUGAUACCAGCACUGUAUGCAAAAAUAUGUACAUAUUUGAC